GAUCAAACACCAGUGAAGAAACUAAUACAGUUGAGUAUUGGCAAGAUUAUACCGCAAGAUGUUCAGUACGCUCCUAAACCUCAUGGAGAUCUUGUUAUAAGGUUGCCAGAUUCAACAUCAAGAGAUGUUCUUGAGGGUCUGAAACCAGACACGACGGGCAUGAUGAAGGCAUUCCCAGAUGGCCAUAUCAAAGGAGUCAUCGUCACGUUACGUGGGUGUCCCGAAAAUGGUGCCAAGGAUGAUUGCGGCGAAAUGUUUGAUUUCAUGUCACGUUACUUUGACCCGUGGAAUGGAUUUCCAGAGGACCCUGUCACAGGAUCGGCUCACACUGUGCUUGGAAGUUACUGGUCAGCCCAACUUAAUAAGACAAAACUUUAUGCCAGACAGUGUUCAGCAAGAGGUGGUAAUGUUCGGCUGAAUAUAAAUGAAGCAAGAAUUAAAUUGGCGGGAAAAGCAGCAAUCGUUGUUGAGGGAAAUAUAACUUUAACAUCAUGAUUCUAAUAUUUCAAGUUGUAAUCCAAUAAGAAAUAUUCUUCAUAGUAUCAUGACAUACAAAAUUGUGAGUUGUAAUCCAAUCAGAAAUAUUCUUUCAUAGCAUCAUGAUAUACAAAAGUUGUAAUCCAAUC
Anneissia japonica is the source of this 626-nucleotide messenger RNA. RefSeq names its product phenazine biosynthesis-like domain-containing protein. The transcript has 5 exons. The record is from RefSeq and is a predicted model, not a curated record. Gene Ontology annotation, biological process: biosynthetic process. The annotation marks the transcript as partial. Lineage: Eukaryota; Metazoa; Echinodermata; Crinoidea; Comatulida; Comatulidae. Gene Ontology annotation, cellular component: cytoplasm. Gene Ontology annotation, molecular function: isomerase activity.